CAAACAGAAGUUGCCAUUGCCUUCUUUCAAAAGCAAGUAGUCAUAGAAAACAUGGAUUUACUCUGUCAAAAGCUCCUUUCUCAAUGGCUUUUAGUCAUUCUCUGGUGUUCUAUCAUAGCCACCAUCUUUCAACAUGUUUCUGUUGUGAGCCUACCAAACAAUGAAACAGUGCCAGCAGUGGUUGUAUUUGGGGACUCUAUAGUAGAUACAGGAAACAACGACUAUAUCACCACACUUGUCAAAUGCAAUUUCCAACCAUAUGGUAGAGAUUUUGGUGGAGGAAAUCAACCAACUGGAAGGUUCAGCAAUGGCUUAGUUCCAUCAGACAUAAUUGCUGCAAAAUUUGGAGUCAAGAAAUUUUUACCUCCUUAUCUUGACCCAAAUUUGCAACUUCAAGAUCUCCUCACUGGUGUAAGCUUUGCCUCGGGUGGUGCCGGAUUUGAUCCUCUAACAGCUGAAUUAGUGAAUGUGAUGUCAUUGUCAGAUCAAUUGGACAUGUUCAGGGAGUACACAAGGAAGAUAAAUGAAGCGGUUGGAAGAAACAGAACGGCAAUGAUAGUGUCUAAGAGCAUAUACAUAGUGUGCGUAGGAAGUGAUGACAUUGCCAACACUUAUUCUCAAUUACCAUUUAGGAGUGCUGAGUAUGAUAUUCCUUCGUACACUGACUUAAUGGCUUCAGAAGCCUCAAACUUCUUGCAGAAACUUUAUGGCCUAGGAGCUAGAAGGAUUGGAGUAUUUGGUUUACCAGUCAUAGGGUGUGUGCCUUCACAAAGAACACUUGGUGGAAGCUUGAAUAGAGCCUGCUUAGAUUCUUCUAACCAAGCAGCAAUGCUCUUCAACUCGAAGCUCUCCACCCAAAUGGUUGUGCUAGGAAAAAAGUUUUCAGACUCUAGGCUUGUUUAUCUUGAUUCUUACAACGGAUUGCUUAACAUGCUUCAAAAUCCUGCUAAAUAUGGUUUUGAAGUGACAGAUAGAGGGUGCUGUGGCACGGGGAAUAUAGAAGUGAGCCUUUUGUGCAACCGUUACAGCAUAGACACAUGCUCUAACUCCUCUAACUACAUAUUCUGGGACAGUUAUCAUCCCACACAGAAGGCUUACAAUGUCCUUAGUUCUUUAGUGCUUGAUAACAAAAUUAAGGACUUCUUCUGAGAACAAUUCGAGUGUCUACUUAAUGUAGCUUUAUUAUGUUUUUCUUCUCGUUCUCCUAGCUAAUGGGUAGUGUGCAUGUGUUCCUAGCUAAUGGGUAGUGUGCAUGUGUUCCUAGCUAAUGGGUAGUGUGCAUGUGUUCCAAUUAGAAGUUGUUGUAAGGAGUACUAUAAAUAAAUUUAAACGCCUCCAUGUGACCAUGUACCACGUAAGUUCACAGUAUUUGUAUGGACCUAUCAUUACUUUGUUAUGAGAAUAUAUUGGA
Messenger RNA from Glycine soja, 1411 nucleotides. Its product is annotated as GDSL esterase/lipase EXL3-like. The transcript is spliced from 5 exons. Lineage: Eukaryota; Viridiplantae; Streptophyta; Magnoliopsida; Fabales; Fabaceae. Gene Ontology annotation, biological process: lipid metabolic process. The coding region runs from base 52 to 1149 and encodes 365 amino acids. The record is from RefSeq and is a predicted model, not a curated record. Gene Ontology annotation, molecular function: lipase activity. Gene Ontology annotation, cellular component: extracellular region.